AUGCCUGCUGCUACCGCUAACGCUACUUCUCCCUCCAUACCAUCACCUGCUUCACUAAAAGCUGCCGCCGCACCUGUCGAAGGCCAGGUCGAUGUCUCAGCACUUUUCGUCGCCGACAAGCCCUCUCGCGAGGCCGCAGUGGCCCAUCUGGCUGCAGUAGCCUCAAAGGAAGGUCCUUCUGCUCUUCAGUCUGCUGGAUUCCAGGAUGCUGUUCUCAAGGCCCUUGCCGACAAAAAGUCUCCCGCUUCCCGUGAAAGUGCUGCUGAGGCUGUCCUUGCGCUCUCCAAAAAUGGAGCUGUCAAGGCUCUUGAGCCAACCUUCGUCAAUUCUGGUAUCUACGCCGCUCUUCUCGAGACGUUCGCCGACAAAAUGCCUGCUGUCCGGACAGCUGCAGUCGAAGCCGUCAGGGAGUUUGUUGCUGCUAUGAACCCUUGGGCUACCGCCCUUAUACUUCCCGCCCUUCUUCAUGAAAUCAAAACCGCUGGUAAAUGGCAACUUAAGACUGGUUCUCUUGUCAUUUUGAACCAGCUCGUUGCAAGUGCCCCAAUCCAGACUUCACGUCUUAUGCCGGAAAUCAUUCCCGUUCUCUCAGAAGCCAUCUGGGACACCAAGGCGGACGUGAAGAAGGCCGCUCGUGAUUCGCUCACAAAGGCCACUGCUCUAGUGUCGAACAAGGAUAUUGAACGCUUUAUUCCUGCUCUUAUCAAAGCUCUUAUUAAUCCCGUCGAGGAAGUUCCUAAUACUAUUAUGCUUCUCUCGGCUACCACAUUCGUUUCUGAAGUAGAUUCCCCCACGCUUUCUCUCAUGGUUCCUCUUCUCUCCCGUGGUCUCAACGAGAAGUUGACUUCUACCAAACGAAAGGUCGCGGUUAUCAUCGAUAACAUGUCCAAGCUCGUCGACUCCCCAGUCACUGUUCGUCCUUUCAUUCCCAAGCUUCUCCCAGGUUUGAUCAAGGUCGAGACCACCAUCGGUGACCCUGAGGCCCGUGGCGUCGUUGGAAAGGCCAUCGCUACCCUCCGUCAAGUCGGAGAGGUUCCCGCUUCCAGCGACGGCUCUGAUCUGCCCGCCCACAAACAGGCCGAAGAGGGUCAACUUGCCCACUCUCUCACUGCGAUCUACAAGAAGUUAGGUGGCGAAGCAUCGCCUGGGAACGCUGCUCUCAUGUACGCUUCUUCUCUCGCUGCAAAUCUUGUCAACCUCAAGAACUUCGAUGUUCCCGAGUGGGACACCCUUGCUCCCUACCUCGCAUUCGUUACAUCUACCCCUGAGCCCAUUUCUGUUGCUCGUGAGUGGGUCGUCCGAUCGGCUACCGAGGACACUGGUGACGAAGAGGUUCCCGAGGACGAAGAGGAGGGUGAAGACCUCUGUAACUGUCAAUUCUCUUUGGCUUAUGGUGCUAAAAUUCUGCUCAACACCGCAACACUCCGUCUUAAGCGUGGCCAUCGUUACGGCUUGUGCGGUAAGAACGGUACCGGAAAGUCUACCCUAAUGCGUGCUAUUACGAACGGACAAGUUGAAGGUUUCCCAUCUCCGGAUGAGGUCAGGACCUUCUACGUCGAGCACGACAUUGACGGUAGUGAAGAAGACACCAGCGUCCUCACAUUCAUUCUCUCCGACAAGCGUAUCCUGGCCAAUGAAGCUGAAGUCAUUGAGACUUUAGCCUCUGUCGGUUUCACUGACGAGCGUCAGAAACAGGCGAUUGGCUCUCUCUCCGGUGGUUGGAAGAUGAAGCUCGCCCUUGCCCGGGCCAUGCUUUUCAAGGCUGACAUCCUCUUGCUUGAUGAGCCUACUAACCAUCUUGAUGUUGUCAACGUCGCCUGGUUGGAGAGUUAUCUGACCAACCUCACCACUUGCACCUCCAUUAUUGUCUCCCAUGACUCCAGCUUUUUGAACAACACCAUUACCGACGUUCUCCACUUGAACCGCUUCAAGCUCAGGAGAUACCGCGGUAACCUCGAGAAGUUUGUCCAGGCUGUACCGGAGGCCAAGUCGUACUACACUCUUGAGGCUGCGGAGGACUACAAAUUCAAGCUCCCUGACCCUCCUCUUCUUGAGGGUGUCAAGACCAAGGAGAAGAGUUUGCUGAAGAUGCGUAAGGUUGGCUUCCAGUAUCCUACACAGCCCGUCCAGCAGCUGUACGACAUCACCCUUCAAGUUUCGCUGUCCUCUCGUGUCGCUGUACUCGGACCCAACGGUUCCGGAAAGUCCACCCUUGUUAAGCUUCUCAUCGGUGACAUGGAGCCCAAUAAGGGAGGUGAAAUCUGGAAACACCCCAAUUUGGUCAUUGGCUAUGUCGCCCAACACGCUUUCCACCACAUCGAUAACCACCUCGACAAGACCCCACUCGAGUACAUGCUAUGGCGUUAUCAGACUGGUGAAGAUUUGGAGGAGAUGACAAAAGCCAACCGACAAAUAUCCGAAGAGGAGGCGCAGAAAAUGAAGGAGGGAGGUGUUAUUGUCAUCGAGGGCCAGAAGAGGCUUAUUGAUGAGAUCGUGGCAAGGAAGAAGUUGAAGCAGUCGUAUGAGUAUGAGGUCUCUUUCAAGGCCUUGUCGUCGUCCGAGAAUAUCUGGCUGCCUCGUGAUGAACUCAUCAAGCGUGGUUUCGAGAAGAAAGUCAUCGAAGUUGACACCCGUGAAGCUCAACGUCUUGGUCUCCUCCGUCCUCUUGUUCGUCGGGAGAUUGAGAAGCAUUUUGCUGACUUUGGUCUCGAGCCCGAGUUCGUUUCACACAACACCAUGAGAGGUCUAUCUGGUGGUCAGAAGGUCAAGAUUGUUCUCGGUGCUGCCACCUGGCGUCGCCCUCACGUUAUGUGUUUGGAUGAACCCACUAACUACCUGGACCGAGAGUCGCUCGCAGCUCUCAUCGAAGCGCUCAAGGUAUUCGAAGGUGGUGUCCUAGUCAUCACCCACAACCGAGACUUCUCCGAAUCCCUCUGCAAGGAAGUAUGGGCGAUGCGUGACGGUCGUCUCGAAGCUUCAGGUCACAACUGGGUUGAAGGCCAGGGUUCCGGACCUCGUAUCGAUAAGAAUGACGGUGAGGAAGACGUGCAGUACGACGCGAUGGGUAACAAGAUUGAGAACAAGAAGGCAAAGAAGAUUACUUCAUCGGAGGCACGGAAACUGAAGAAGGAGCGUAUGGCACGGAAGAAGAGGGGUGAAGAUGUCACAGAUGAUGAGCUCUGA
Molecule: messenger RNA, 3183 nt
Organism: Lentinula edodes (shiitake mushroom)
Lineage: Eukaryota; Fungi; Basidiomycota; Agaricomycetes; Agaricales; Omphalotaceae
Product: P-loop containing nucleoside triphosphate hydrolase protein
Exons: 7
Coding region: 1-3183 (1060 amino acids)
Molecular function (GO): ATP hydrolysis activity; translation elongation factor activity; ATP binding
Source: RefSeq, a predicted model, not a curated record